AUGCAGAAUGCAUUCACGUACUCGCAGGCUCCGAUCCGUCGAGUACGACAGAUCCAGUUUGGCAUCCUGUCACCCGAGGAGACGCGUGCUCUCUCUGUUGCAAAGAUCGACUCUCCCGAGAUCUAUCAGGAUGUCGGCCUCGGCGCGGGCAGCUCUGUUGGCGGUCGACCCAAGGCGGGCGGACUGGCAGAUCCCAGGAUGGGUACCAUCGAUCGCAACUUCAAAUGUCAGACCUGCGGAGAGGGGAUGGCAGAAUGUCCCGGCCAUUUCGGUCAUAUCGAGCUCGGCCGGCCAGUCUAUCAUGUCGGCUUCAUGACGAAAGUCAAGAAGAUCCUCGAAUGCGUCUGCGUCCAGUGUGGCACGCUCAAAUCUGAUCUAUCUGAGCUACCCCUCGCGGAUGCGGUCAGACAUACCCAAAACCCAAAGAGACGACUCAAGCUGGUCCACGAGGUCGCAGCCAAAAAGCGUCAAUGCUCGCGUGACGCGCCAGAUAUCCAGAUCAUCAAGGACGAUGAUCUCACUGGACUCGAACGCAGAGACGAAGGACGCGCCUCCCGGCUCGCUCAAGAAUACUAUGCUGGUCGACAUGGCGGUUGCGGAUCGAUCCAACCUGUCAUCCGCAAGGAGGGCCUCAAGCUCUUUCUCGUGUACGACAAGUCGACGACAGACGACGACGGUGGCAAGGACAAGUCUCAGGAGAAAGUCCCACUUUCUGCUCGGCGGUGUCUCGAGAUCCUGCGCAGCAUCCCAGAGAGAGAUCUCGACUUCAUGGGGUUGAGCAAGGACGAGGCCAGGCCGGAAUAUAUGAUCUUGCAGAUCCUACCCGUGCCGCCACCGCCCGUCAGACCUUCAGUCUCUGUCGAUGGCGGCGCGAUGCGCAGCGAAGACGAUCUGACUUAUAAGCUUAUCGAAAUCCUGCGGACCAAUCAGCAACUCGUCAAGCUAGAGGCCGAAGGUGCAGGCGCUCAUAUUCUUGACGAAUUUGAGCAAUUGCUACAGUGGCAUAUCGCGACCUAUAUGGAUAACGAUCUGCCCGGUCAACCCCAAGCGAUGCAAAAAUCGGGUCGUGCAGUCAAGUCCAUCCGAGCCCGACUAAAGGGCAAAGAAGGACGACUGAGAGGCAACUUGAUGGGAAAACGAGUCGAUUUCUCUGCUCGAACGGUCAUCACUGGCGAUCCCAACUUAGAACUAGACGAAGUCGGCGUGCCCGAAUCGAUUGCGAAAAAUCUGACCUAUCCUGAGCGGGUGACGCCUUACAACAUCACGGCUCUACAGGCUUUGGUUGCCAAAGGUCCAGACGAGCUGCCCGGUGCGAGAUACGUCGUCAAAGAUUCGGGAGACCGAAUCGAUCUGCGGUAUUUGCCUUCGGGCACGAGUAUCGAUCUGGCCUAUGGCUGGAUCGUGGAGAGGCAUCUGCGGAAUGGCGAUUAUGUUCUGUUCAAUCGGCAACCGUCCUUGCACAAGAUGUCCAUGAUGGCUCAUCGUGUCAAACUGCUGCCUUACUCGACCUUUCGACUCAAUCUCUCUGUUACCCCACCCUACAAUGCUGAUUUUGAUGGCGACGAAAUGAAUAUGCAUGUGCCUCAGAGCGAGGAAACUCGCGCAGAGCUACAGCAGAUCGCAUGGGUUCCCCGUCAGAUCGUCUCGCCCCAAGCGAACAAGCCCGUCAUGGGCAUCGUGCAAGAUACACUUUGCGGUAUUCGCAAGUUCACCUUGCGAGACUGCUUCAUGGAUCGCGACUUUGUUCAGAAUAUCAUGCUCUGGGUGCCGGAAUGGGACGGCUUGCUCCCGCCGCCUGCAAUUGUCAAGCCGAAACCAAUGUGGACGGGCAAGCAGAUCCUGUCGAUGUGCAUCCCUCGAGGUGUCAAUCUGUUCAUCGACAACGAAGCGCAUUCUUCCCUGCCCGAUGACGAUUCUGGCGUCCUCGUAGACGAUGGCGAGAUUUAUUAUGGUGUGAUCAAUAAGAAGACUGUGGGUGCACAGAGAGAGUCGCUCGUCGAUCUCAUCUUCAGAGAAAAGGGUCCAGAGAUCUGUCGACUGUUCUUCACGGGCGUUCAAAAGGUCGUCAAUUUCUGGCUCUUGCACAAUGGCUUCAGUAUCGGUAUUGGCGAUACGGUAGCAGACAGGGAUACGAUGAGAACCAUUACUGACUACAUCCAGACUGCAAAGGACGAAGUGGCCGUCUUCAUCUCCAAAGCGCAGCAAGAUUUGAUCGAGCCCGAGCCGGGUAUGACGAUCCGCGAGACUUUCGAAUCGAAAGUCACCGGCUCGCUCAACAGAGCUCGUGAUACUGCCGGUCAAUCUGCCGAAAGAAGCUUGGCUGCGAGCAACAACGUCAAACAGAUGGUCGUUGCCGGUUCAAAGGGAUCCUUUAUCAAUAUCUCUCAAAUGUCAGCUUGUGUUGGUCAGCAGAUCGUAGAAGGCAAACGGAUCCCCUUUGGUUUCCGAUACCGUUCCCUGCCGCACUUCACCAAAGACGAUCACACACCCGAAGCACGAGGAUUCGUGGAGAACUCUUACUUGCGAGGUCUGACCCCGCAAGAGUUCUUCUUCCACGCCAUGGCUGGUCGUGAAGGUCUCAUCGAUACUGCUGUCAAGACUGCAGAGACGGGUUACAUCCAACGUCGUCUUGUCAAAGCGCUAGAAGAUGUCAUGGUCAAUUAUGACGGCACAGUACGCAAUUCGCUCGGCGAUAUCGUACAGUUUGUCUACGGCGAAGACGGCAUGGACGGUGCCUCUGUCGAACGUCAGGUCAUCGAGCCCAUCAGGCAGUCUGAUGUCGGCUUCGAGCGCAUGUACCGUGUUGAUAUUACCGAUCCGGCUUGGUCAUUCAAGCCUGGUACGCUACAAGCGGGCCUACUGGAAGCGGAUGCGAAUUUGCAAGACUUGCUCGAUGAAGAAUAUGCUCAGCUGCAGGAAGACAGAGCACUGCUCCGGCAAUUCAUCUUCCACAAUAGCACUGCUCAGUGGCCUUUGCCGGUCAAGCUCUUCCGUAUCAUCCAGAACGCUCAACAGAUCUUCAACAUCAACGAUCGAGAGCCUAGUGAUCUCAGGCCAGCUUACAUCAUCGAAGCAAUUCGUGAUCUAUCCGAAAAGCUAGUCAUCGUUCGAGGCUCUGAUAACCUGACCCUCGAAGCCCAAAACAACGCUGUCUUGCUGUUCCGCAUUUUGCUGCGCUGCGAGAUGGCGACAAAGCGGGUACUGCACGAGCAUCAUCUCAGUCGAGAAGCAUUCGAUUGGGUCGUUGGCGAAAUUGAAGCGCGCUUUAAUGCUUCUGUCGUGCAUCCUGGCGAGAUGUGCGGCACGCUCGCUGCACAGUCAAUCGGGGAGCCUGCCACGCAGAUGACGCUCAACACUUUCCAUUAUGCCGGUGUCUCGAGUAAGAACGUCACCCUCGGUGUACCACGUCUGAAAGAGAUCAUCAACAUUGCUGAUAAUAUCAAGACGCCUUCAUUGACUGUCUAUCUUCAGCCGGGAUAUGCAAGAGAUCAGCAACGGGCAAAGAGCGUAUCCAAUCAGCUUGGCCAUGUCACACUGCGUACUAUCACUGCUUCUGCAGAGAUCUUUUACGAUCCCGAACCGAGCCGGACGGUCAUCGAGGACGACAACGACUUUGUCGAGGCUUUCUUUGCUAUUCCAGAUCAGGAAGUCGAAGAGAACCUCCAUCGUCAGUCCCCUUGGCUGCUUCGUUAUGAGCUUGAUCGUGCAAAGGUUCUCGAUAAGGGUCUGACUAUGGCUGGCAUUGCGAGCAAGAUCUCGGCGGUGUUCCAAAGCGAUCUCUUCGUCAUCUGGUCCGAAGACACAGCUGAGAAGCUGGUCAUCCGGUGCCGGACGCUACAGUCAGAAGAAAAGGAUGACGAUGAUGAUGCGGACGAGCAAGAUGAAGUCGCUUUCCUCAAGCGUAUCGAAACUCACAUGCUCGAUGAUGUCGAGCUGGGCGGUAUCAAAGGCAUUCAGCGAGUUUACAUGGUGGACCAGAAGAAGCAGGUGAUCACGCCUGCUGGCACGUGGGGCAGCGAACAAGAAUGGACGCUCGAAACGGAUGGACUCAACCUGCGCCAAGUCUUGACUAUUGACGGCGUCGAUGCACGACGGACAUACUCGAACAGCAUCGUUGAAGUCUACAAUGUGCUCGGCAUCGAAGCUGCUCGUGCUGCUCUCCUUCGCGAGCUUCGAUUAGUCAUCGAAUUUGACGGCUCUUACGUCAACUAUCGCCAUCUGUCGCUGCUCUGCGACCUCAUGACCAAUCGUGGAAGGUUGAUGGCGAUUACGAGGCAUGGCAUCAAUCGCGCAGAUACCGGCGCGCUCAUGCGGUGCUCUUUCGAAGAGACUGUCGAGAUCCUCAUGGAAGCUGCGUCAGUAGCCGAGAAAGAUUACUGCACUGGCGUCGCGGAGAAUGUGCUGCUUGGCCAGCUGGCGCCCAUGGGCACAGGCGCAUUCGACACCAUGCUCGAUCUUGAAGCGCUCAAGAGAGUGGUCGUCGAUCAUAGAUUGCCAGCGAUGAAUAUGAUGGACGAAAUGUUCAUGCACAAGACCGGUCGCACGCCUCUGCAAGGUCAGGGCCACAGCACUCCUUAUAUGGACGUGGGCGACGGCAGGACGCCAAUGGUCGACAUGUCCUUCGACGGCUUGUCUGGCGCUGGUCAAUUCUCACCCGUCAAUACCGGCGAGGUCAUGCUCGAUGGUUCCAUGACGGCAUAUGGUUUUGGUAGCGGGCAAACCUCGCCGUACUCGAUCGGUGGUCCUGGAGAUCUCAACACCAGUCCGCAAGGAGCAUACUCCCCAACAUCUCCUGGAUACUCCCCCGCGAGUCCUUCAUAUGUGCCGACGUCGCCGAAUGCGAUGGGCGCGACUUCGCCGAUGUUCAGGACAUCGCCGACCUCGCCUUGGGUCAACGGAGCGUUGGGCAAUACCUCGCCUGCAUAUUCGCCCACAUCACCCAAUCACUACUCGCCAGCGUCGCCGAACUUCUCACCUGCUUCGCCGCGUUUCUCGCCGUCAUCGCCCAGGUUUUCGCCUGCAUCACCGAACUUCUCGCCUGCUUCGCCCAAUUAUGCGCCGAACGGUCAGCGGAGAGCAUCACCGACCUCACCGCAGUUCUCACCAGCCGGUCACCGCUCGCCUACAGGACAACGGUACAGUCCGACGAGCCCGAGCUAUUCGCCCACUUCGCCCGCCUUUUCGCCGACUUCGCCGAACGGGCUAUAUUCGCCCGCAGCGUCGAGCAGAGGCUCGCGGAAAGGGUCCGGAGCAUCAGCUGCAGCGUCUGCGUCUGCGCGAAAGUAUUCGCCUACCUCGCCGUCCUACUCGCCGACAUCGCCUGCUUACUCGCCCACAUCUCCCAAUGCGAUGAGCAUGGCCAGCAAGAUCUCGCCAACGUCUCCCACGUCGCCCAGAGGACCGCAGCAGUAUUCGCCCGGGAGUCCAGCGAUGAGUUCGCCGACAUCACCGAUGCACUCUCCUUCGAGUCCGAGGUUCAGCCCAUCUGCAGGCGCGGAUCGGUACGCUCCUGCAGGCGCAGGUCGAUAUUCUCCUCAGAGCGGAUCGCCGGCGGAGCCACAUUCGUCUGGUCAGAAGAGGACAGCUUACUCUGCUUCGCCUUCUUGGCAGCAGCAGUGGCUCCCGUGCACUGACCAGUGCGAGACUUGUCAGACAUCUGAGCGACGGCGACCUUGCAAUCUAGCUCGAAAGAUGGGCGUCGUUGCUAGCUGUUGCGGCUGCGGAGGCGACCUCGCAGGUGGAGGCAGAGGAGCAGGAUACGAGCCGUUGCUGCUCGAGAACGAGAGGGAAGCCGUCGCCGAUUUGCUCCAAUACUUAGAAAAUCGAGCAGAGACGAACUUCUUCACCGGUGAUCCUCUCAGAUCUCUGGCAACGCUCUCCUUCUCCGAAAAUGUGGACCUCCAACGAAGUGCCGCCUUGGCUUUCGCAGAGAUCACAGAGAAGGAUGUACGAGAGGUGUCGAGAGAUACGCUCGAGCCUAUCAUGUUCCUGCUCCAGUCGCACGAUGUCGAAGUCCAACGAGCCGCGAGCGCUGCCCUUGGCAAUCUCGCAGUCAACACUGACAACAAGAUCCUCAUCGUCAAGCUGGGCGGCUUGGAGCCGCUGAUCCGUCAAAUGCUCAGCCCGAACGUCGAGGUCCAAUGCAACGCUGUCGGCUGCAUCACCAAUCUCGCUACUCAUGACGAGAACAAGACAAAGAUUGCAAAGAGCGGCGCCCUUGUGCCUCUUACGCGCCUCGCCCGAAGCAAAGACAUGCGUGUUCAGCGCAAUGCCACUGGUGCACUCCUCAACAUGACCCACAGCGAUGAGAACCGACAGCAACUGGUCAAUGCGGGCGCCAUCCCUGUCCUCGUCUCACUGCUGUCUAGCCCCGAUACGGACGUUCAGUACUACUGCACGACUGCGCUUAGCAACAUCGCCGUGGACGGCGUCAAUCGACGCAAGCUCGCCCAGUCUGAACCCAAACUCGUUCACAACCUGAUCGGACUCAUGGACUCACCGAGCCUCAAAGUCCAAUGCCAAGCCGCUCUCGCGCUCAGGAAUCUGGCUAGUGACGAGAAGUACCAGAUCGACAUUGUCAAGAAUCGCGGUCUAGAUGCGCUUCUGAGACUCCUCAAUUCGUCUUUCCUACCGCUCAUUCUAUCGGCAGCAGCCUGCGUCCGCAACGUGUCUAUCCAUCCUGCCAACGAGUCGCCCAUCAUCGAAGCUGGCUUCCUCCAUCCACUCAUCCACUUACUCGCAUACGAUGAGAAUGAGGAGAUCGCUUCUCACGCUAUCUCCACGCUACGCAAUCUGGCGGCGAGCAGUGAGAAGAACAAGCUCGCAAUCGUCGAAGCAGGAGCUGUGGAACGAAUCAAGGAGCUCGUUCUCAAUGUUCCGCUGAGCGUUCAGAGCGAAAUGACCGCUUGCGCUGCCGUUCUCGGUCUCAGCGAUGAUAUCAAGGGUCAAUUGCUGGACAUGGGCAUCUGCGAAGUUCUGAUACCGCUCACGGCUUCGCCCAGCGUGGAAGUGCAAGGCAACAGCGCAGCAGCUAUCGGCAAUCUGUCAUCAAAAGCGGAUGACUAUGCUGCUUUUAAUGCUGUCUGGACCGAACCAGAAGGUGGUCUGCACGGCUAUCUCGUCCGAUUCCUCGACAGCCGAGAUACGACUUUCCAACACAUUGCAGUGUGGACCGUCGUCCAGCUCCUCGAAUCAGGAGAUGCCACACUCGAGCAUUCCAUCAAAUCUUCAUCUCAACUCAUGGCGCUCAUCCAAGGUCUUUCCACAUCAGCAUCAGCAGCACCUUCAUCCGCCGGCGGCGAGCCCAAGCCUUCCGAUUCUGUCUCUCAGACGGGCGGAAGUGGCGACGAGGACGAAGAGGGAGGCGAGGGAGAGAUUGCUGCUCUGGCGAGAAGGAUCAUCGAUCUGCUCGAUUCGCCUCAGGCUUGA
Molecule: messenger RNA, 7428 nt
Organism: Mixia osmundae IAM 14324
Lineage: Eukaryota; Fungi; Basidiomycota; Mixiomycetes; Mixiales; Mixiaceae
Exons: 17
Coding region: 1-7428 (2475 amino acids)
Biological process (GO): transcription by RNA polymerase II
Cellular component (GO): RNA polymerase II, core complex
Molecular function (GO): protein binding; DNA binding
Source: RefSeq, a predicted model, not a curated record